AUGCCCGCGCCGACGGUCGCCGCCGCCGCCGCCCUCGGCGUCGCGCGCGCGCCGACCGCGCGAGACGCCGCCGCCGCGCGCCGCCGCGCGAGCGCGACGCGGCCUCGUCGUUCGCGCGUCGUCGCGCGUCGAUCGCAGCCUCGCGCGACGACGACGACGACGACGACGACGACGCCUCUCCGCGCGCUGCCGGACGACGCCGCCGACGCCGCCGCGGACGCGCUCGCGUCGAAGAUCGACGGCAUGGACGCGGACGCGCGCGCCUCGGUCGUGCCCAUCCUCGACGACGUCCUCGCCGCGGUCGCGUCCGGCGACGCGUUCGCGUACGUCCCCGCCGCGACGACGACGGCGACGACGGACGACGCGAGCGCGAGCGCGAGCGCGACCGGCGUCGUCAAACGCGUUCGCGCGCCGGGGGAGGUCGAGCGGUUCGAGAACGCUCAACGGUCGAGCGUUUUCUCUCAGAUCGGGUUCGAGCGCUGGGGCGGCGGCGUCGGCGUCGCCGCGCUGCAGCGCACGCUCGGGAUGUACAACAACCAGAUCGACGCGGACGUCCUCGACGAGGGUGCGAAAUUGAAAUUGCGCAUUUCACCCGCCGCCCCUCGGUUUCAACGGUUUCAACGUUUCGCGAUCAACGGUUUCAACGUUCGAUCAACGGUUUCAACGUUCGAUCAACGGUUUCAACGUUCGAUCGCGUCGACGUUCAACUGA
Molecule: messenger RNA, 711 nt
Organism: Micromonas pusilla CCMP1545
Lineage: Eukaryota; Viridiplantae; Chlorophyta; Mamiellophyceae; Mamiellales; Mamiellaceae
Exons: 1
Coding region: 1-711 (236 amino acids)
Source: RefSeq, a predicted model, not a curated record